AUUUUAUACAUGACGCCAUUGUGUUUACGUAGCUGGCUAGCAAAAUAGCAAGCUGCCAACAGCUGGUAUCUUGCAAACAUAUACUAGAUAAAGUAGUACAGUUGGUAAUUGUCAGCAAAAGCAGAGUGGGUGGUUCUGUUGUGACUGUUUUAUGCCUAGUGUCUGAUCUUUAGCAACCUACUAACCUGGGGGCAAAAUAGAACGAGUCCCAUUUCGAACGCAAACGAGACAGACAGCAGCUGUAGUCGCGUUAGCACGCAACCUCGACAGCAGCUGAUUAGCUAGCUACCUUUAGCAAUUUGUGCAACAUAAAAAAAUGUCGGACCUUGAAACCGGUGAAGAUCCAACUCUGGUGAAAAUGGAGGAGGACGGAGAGGCUAGCACCGAAGAGCAGACGCCGACUGUUGCAGAGGGCGGCCAGGCAGGAGAAUCCGAGGGAUCAAAGAUUGAUGCCAGCAAAAACGAGGAGGAUGAGGGGAAAAUGUUUGUUGGUGGUCUGAGCUGGGACACAACAAAGAAGGAUUUGAAGGAUUACUUCUCCAAGUUUGGGGAGGUGGUAGACUGCACCCUGAAGCUUGACCCCAUGACAGGCCGGUCCCGAGGGUUCGGCUUUGUUCUGUUUAAAGCAGCUAACAGCGUUGAUAAGGUGGUUUUACAGAAGGACCACAAGCUGAAUGGGAAGGUGAUCGACCCUAAGAAGGCCAAGGCCAUGAAGAACAAGGAGCCCAUCAGAAAGGUCUUUGUAGGAGGUCUUUCUCCAGAUACUCCAGAGGAGAAGAUCAGAGAAUAUUUCAGUGCCUUUGGAGAGGUGGAGUCCAUUGAGCUCCCCAUGGAAACCAAAACCAACAAGAGACGAGGCUUCUGCUUCAUCACCUUCAAAGAGGAGGAGAGAGUGAAGAAGAUCAUGGAGAAAAAGUACCAUAAUAUAGGAUUAAGCAAGUGUGAGAUUAAGGUGGCCAUGUCCAAGGAGCAGUACCAGCAGCAGCACUGGGGGGGGGGAGGCAGAGGGGGAUACCCCUCCAGGCCUCCCGGCAGACAGGGACCCAAUCAGAAUUGGAACCAGGGAUAUGGCAACUACUGGAACCAAGGUUACGGCAACAACUACGGCAACUAUGGCUACAACAACCAAGGCUACGGUGGCUAUGAUUACUCUGGUUACAACAACUAUUACGGCGGAUAUGGUGACUACAGCACAGACCAGCAGGGUGGUUAUGGGAAGUCCCCCAGGCGAGGUGGUCACCAAAACAAUUACAAGCCGUAUUGAUGUAACAGAAGUACCACACCCACAGACAGGUAUGUUUUAUAAGUCACCUACAACAAACCUAGAUAAUGUGCAAUCUACCUACCUCUGUAUAAUAAUAAUAAUAAACCCUCAUAAUGUUUUUCUCUUUAUAGUUUUUCACAGCACCUGAAAAGUGCUUUACAGUAGUCUUAACAUAGAGGCUACAGUCUUUUUUUGGUGAAUUAUUUCUGCUGCCUCUUAUGAGCCAUUUUGUAACUGUAAAGUUAACAGGUAUAGUACUACUAUUACUACAGUAAAAUGGAUACCAAGAGUUAAGGAUUUACAAGGGAAAAGAGAGUGAAAGAGAGAAAAUAAUAAUGUUGUCUCCUAACUCUGACAUAUACCUUGUUUGUACCUGCCAGCGGAGCUUCCUUGCAGGCCAUGAGCUGACCUCCCCGGUACUCUCUGGCCCGCUCAAUGCGGACCGGGUACGAGAGGCGUACGCUCUCGAAUGCUGCCAUUUGGUAUGGUCUUCCAACAUCCUGUCUCAGCAUUGUAAAUAAAAACUAAGUGGGACAUGUCCGGCUUUGUCCACUUUUUUUUAUUUUCAUUUGUUUAAUUUCUGUAAUGUGUUUUUUUGUAAUGUAAAACUUAAAUACAAAUUAUGUAAUUUUAAUGCCAUUUUUUACAGGCCCUUACUCCCCCGUCAAGUAAUGGUAAAUUACAACAUGAUACUGAGAAAAUAACUAUUUACUUUUCAAAGGACACGGCUUUCUCUGGACUUUCCAGUGUCUUUUUCAUUCCUAAUCAUACCUGUAAUUCUUGCUUUUCUUUAUUUAGCUCUUGUAGCAGUAAUAGCCAGUAGUCCAUGAGCUAAAACCUGGUUUGUACUUGGAUGCUACUGCGUUGGAGAAGUGCGUUAUUUUUGUACUUGUAUUGUUUGCUUGUGUUACUGACAGCGGUGGGAAAACUUCUCCUUUAAACGUUAAUUUUCCUCUAACAAAAUUCUCUUUUUAACCUUUUGAGAAAGUAUCAAAGUAUCUCUACGUUUCCUGGAAAUUUGCAUGUAAUGCUUUCUUUAAUGUGUCUCUUUUUGACCAAUUGAAGGCUUUACUCAUUGGUUUUGUAUUUGGGCUUUGAACUCUUUAAUUUGUCACACUUCAGGAUUUCUAGCUUAUGGACUAACUUGUUUUUAAUUCUUAAUUGUAAGACAUAUUUUUAUCUAUUGUAUUGUGUUUUCUUAAUGGAAAUGGUAAAGACGGGAUUCCUUUGACAUUUAGUUGUAGCCCUACUAGUAGUAACCUUCAUCGUUAACAGUUUGACUUGUUUUGUCUUUUUCAGGAUGGAAGAAUGAAGGAUAUCUUGUGAAGGAGCGUUGGCAGACGAAGUGACAGGUUUCAGUCAAGAGUUUCCUUUAUUAUGGACGGCUUGAGACAGGACACAGUCAGAGUAUUCAGUUGAUCUACGCACAUUGAAUUUAUGUUCAGUGUUGUAUUUUGUUGUUUCUUCUUGCAAAGCUUUUAAAAGUUUCCUAUUCGUCUUGUAUUGAGUUACACUGUGUGAAAGGAAUAUAUGCAGAAUUAUAUUUAAGAGUUGAUUGUUCACUUACGCUCAGUGUUAUCCCUUUUGUUAAAUGUGUGUAAUAUUCUAUGUAAAUUGCUUUUUGUUAAGGCAUAAAUUACCAUUAUUGAAACCCAAAUAGGACUAGGAUACUUAAUUGUCCCUGAGGUGGAAAUUUGUCUUCGAUAAAUAAAAUUGGAUUGGUCAGGGCCAGAAAAUAAAUGAUUUAUAUUGCGGUCAAAAGCAAAUGCAAAUGGGCCCUUAAAUAAAUCUACAUCCUUUAUCGUAGUUAUCACAAGUAAACAUUUUGUUAAUAUAUAUUUGACAUGGUACACAGAAAUAUAGAACAUUCAGAAAUCAUCAAAACAUUUAAAUAAAAAAACGUAUCUGAAAUUGAAA
Oncorhynchus masou masou (cherry salmon) is the source of this 3181-nucleotide messenger RNA. RefSeq names its product heterogeneous nuclear ribonucleoprotein D (gene hnrnpd). NCBI's taxonomy places the organism in Eukaryota, Metazoa, Chordata, Actinopteri, Salmoniformes, Salmonidae. Gene Ontology annotation, biological process: regulation of gene expression. Gene Ontology annotation, molecular function: RNA binding. The transcript has 7 exons. Gene Ontology annotation, cellular component: nucleoplasm; chromatin. The record is from RefSeq and is a predicted model, not a curated record. The coding region runs from base 317 to 1264 and encodes 315 amino acids.